CACGGUCUCUUCGUGCAAUUCAAUUUUCAAACUCCAAAACCGUUUUAAUCUUUAUCACAUCAAAAAAGCAACCACCGUUCCAAUCUAUCACCACCGGUCGCCGUCGCGUCGCCGCCGUCACACACUCUCUCAACACACUCCGGCGACACUGAACCUCCUCACAUCUCAACAAUGACAUCAACCGACACUGCAAAUUUCGAUCUCAGAUCCAGCUAUGGCGCGAGUGAGUAUACAUUUGCUGACGUGGAUAAUCUGGAUCAUUGUACGAAGUAUUUGAACCAGUCGCUAGUCACAUUUGGAUUUCCGGCUUCUCUGGAUCUGUUUGCAACUGAUCCGGUUUCGAUUGCGCGGACUUGCAAUUGUAUAUACUCGUUGUUGCAGCAGAGGCAACGCGAUAUUGAGUUUCGAGAGUCGACUAAUGAUCAGAGGCAACGACUUUCGUCAGACAUAUCAAGAUUAGAGGCUAAGGUAGAGAGGCUGGAGUCACAGUUGUCGGCUAAAGAUAGGGAAAUAGCAACUAUUACCCGCACGGAAGCAAAAGCAAAAGCUGCUCUUAAGGCUCAAAUUGAGAAGUUGCAGCAGGAAAGAGAUGAAUUUCAAAAGAUGGUUAUCGGAAAUCAGCAAGUAAAAACUCAACAGAUACAUGAGAUGAAGAAAAAAGAAAAAGAGUACAUUAAAUUGCAGGAGCGACUAAAUCAAGUUAUGAUGGAGAAAAAGAAGGAAUCUAGAUCAGGCAUGGAAAUUAUGAAUUUACUUCAGAAAGAAGGGAGACAACGUGGGACAUGGAAUGGGAAGAAGGCUGACAACGAUUUCUAUAAAAAAAUUGUGGAUGCAUACGAGGCAAAAAAUCAAGAACUGGUUACGGAGAAUUCCGAUCUAAGGGCAUUGUUACGAUCAAUGCAGGUGGAUAUGCGGGAAUUUCUGAAUGCGCCAAACGGUUCGUCCAAACAUCCUUCCCCAGUUAAUGAAAGGGAUGUUGACCCCUCGCAAUCUCCAUUGGGCGGUAGGACGGAUGUCUUUGACCUACCAUUUCAUAUGGGUAGAGAUCAAAUAGAAGCGUUUUUGCGAAACAAGGUGGCUUCAAUAAAGGAGCGCAUGGGUCAGCUACAAGAUGCGGAAAAAGAAGCUGAAGUCACUUCUGAAGCAACUGAGAGAGAGCUAGAGUUAGAGGCUCAACUUGUUGAAGCAAGAAGUAUAAUUCAAGAGCAGGCAUCUAUUAUGUCUAAACGCCUUGCAAAGUCCGAGAAACCAAGGAGGUUGAGUGGUCAUUUGAAUGCUGAAAGGGAUUCCAUCAUAUCGUCAGCUGCUGAGGGUGUAUGAGUUUGUUCACUCGAUGCCACCUCCUGCUAUCGCAUUCAAGUCGGGUUUGGUUCUAUAUUCUAGCAUGUGUUGUGUAGUAAUAGUAAUUCAUGUCACCAGCCUUUUGACAUUUAUCAUAUUUAUAUAGGUAGUCUUAAAUAUGUGCUACAAUCAUGAAGCAAUGAUUAGUCGUGAAUUAGCGAUAUUGUUCAAUAUCGCAUGAUCGUGAUUCGUUAAAUCUUUUGUUCA
Helianthus annuus (common sunflower) is the source of this 1548-nucleotide messenger RNA. RefSeq names its product afadin- and alpha-actinin-binding protein. NCBI's taxonomy places the organism in Eukaryota, Viridiplantae, Streptophyta, Magnoliopsida, Asterales, Asteraceae. The record is from RefSeq and is a predicted model, not a curated record. The coding region runs from base 172 to 1320 and encodes 382 amino acids. The transcript is spliced from 16 exons.